Messenger RNA from Hyla sarda, 3031 nucleotides. It is a transcript of the gene DCBLD1, whose product is annotated as discoidin, CUB and LCCL domain containing 1. NCBI's taxonomy places the organism in Eukaryota, Metazoa, Chordata, Amphibia, Anura, Hylidae. The record is from RefSeq and is a predicted model, not a curated record. Bases 139 to 2316 code for a protein of 725 amino acids. The transcript is spliced from 15 exons.
UCCCCGGGAGGAGCACGGUGCUGAGUGUCAGUCGGUGCGGUAGUAGAGCGCGCACUCUGAGGUGAGCUCCCCUCAUACUUAUGUACAGCGCCCCUGAAUGGAGAGGCCGGGGCUGUGCGGGGACCAUAUCGUUUUCCUAUGAGACUCAGACUGCUGGGAACUUCUUGGGUGAAGUGGAGAGUAAUGGCCGGGGUCAGAGGUGCCUGCUGGAGCCAUCCGGGGACCGGACUGCUGCCCCUGCUGGGACUAUGGCUCACAGCCCCUGCCCUGCUGCUGGCGGAGACCCUGGGGAAUGGAUGUGGACACAUUGUCAGUAAUAAUGAAAGUGGAACGAUAACGUCUAAGAACUAUCCUGGCACCUAUCCAAACCACACACAGUGUUCAGUAACUAUUCGAGUACCCCCGGGUAAAAGUCUGUACUUGAAGCUGGCAGACCUGGAUAUAGAAUCCCAAGUCUGUGAAUCUGCAUUUCUUAAAAUCUACAAGGGAUCAGAUGAGGAAGUUGCUAGUUAUUGUGGAGGCCAGAAUACUGAAUCUAAAGAGCUGUACCUGGACACCAACGAAGCAAGGAUCCGCUUUGAGAGCAGGCUGCACGUGUCUGGACGUGGAUUUUUAAUCAACUUUGCCAGCAGCGAUCAUCCAGAUUUGAUCACCUGCUUAGCCCGAUCCACCCACUAUAAGGAGACUGCGUACAGCAGGUUCUGUCCAGCCGGCUGUAGAGAUAUUGAAGGGGAUAUAUCCGGGGAUGUGCAAGAAGGAUAUAGAGAUACUUCUUUACUUUGCAAAGCAGCAAUUCAUGCAGGAGUUAUUGCGGAUGAACUUGGCGGUCAGAUUCAUCUCACCCAUUACAAAGGUGCAAGUCGAUACACAGGUGUCCUGGCCAAUGGGAUAUUUUCAAAAGACGGCUCACUUUCAGAUCGCAGAUUUGUGUUUAGCAGCCUUGAUUGCAGCACUUCUCUUACUGGAAACCAUGGAGGAGACACAUUUACGGCUACAUCAUCCUGGAAGUCGAGCAGCAACACUGGAGAAAUGUUUCUUUGGUCUCCUGAAAGGGCAAACCUAAACGCUUCAGGCAUAUCAUGGGCAUCAAGUCAUCAGUCUGACCGGGAAUGGCUAGAGAUUGAUUUAGGAGACAAAAGAAAAAUAACAGGUAUUGUAACCACGGGAUCCACAUUGCCAAACUUUAACUUUUACGUGAAAUCUUAUAUCAUCAGCUUUAAAAGGGAUGGAUCGAAGUGGCGGAGUUACAAAGGAGCACUGAGCAGUGAAGAAAAGGUUUUGGAGGGCAACUCAAACUCUCAGGAUUCUACUCGUAACAACUUUAUUCCUCCAGUUGUGGCUCGGGUUGUUCGCAUAAUACCACGGACUUGGAACCAAAGGAUAGCUCUAAAGGUGGAGCUCAUGGGAUGUGCACUUGCACAAACUCAUAACUCAUCUACUCAUCCCAUGUGGAAGAAGCCAAAUGAGAAAAAUCGAAAAAAUGUGAUAAAAGAAGAAAAGAACAUCACUGAACCUGUCCCAUCAGAAGAAAAUGAUUUGGGGUGGAAACUGAUAGCAAUUUUUAUUACACUGGCAUUGGUUGUGUGUAUGUUCAUCACUGUCAUCUGCAUAUGCAUAUUAAGAAGGAAACGAUUGAAAACAGACACGUAUAAGACUGAAGAUCAAAAUGGAGGGUGCUGGAAGCAACUUGAACAGCCAUUUAUGAGGCAGCAGUCCACAGAGUUUACUAUCAGUUACACCAGUGACAAGGAUAUUUUGCAGAAGUUUGACCUUGUCAAGUGUGACACAGAAGAUUAUGACCAAUCCCUAAUGAUUGGCACCGGCACUGUCACAAGGAAAGGCUCAACUUUCAAGCCAAUGGACACAGACAAUAAAGACACAUUUGGUGGGCAGGAUACAGAAAACCACUAUGACUGCCCUCUACGGACCAAUGAGUAUGCACUACCUCUCACUUAUCCUGAGCCGGAGUAUGCCACCCCUAUCAUUGAGCGUCACAUAAUGAAGGACCACACCUUCUCACCAGACUCUGGUUACAAUGUCCCUGUAGUAUCUCUGGACCGCAAACAUUCAUUCUCUGCUGUCAGCUUUUCCAUUUCUUCCAGUGCGGAGAACAGUGGAGAAGACUACCAGACACCUCAUAGCAUACACAUAGAAGAGUGUGACUACGACAGGCCUAAAGUGCACAGUACGUGGGCUGUGGUGGACAAUGGGGACUAUCAGAAGCCACAGUUCUGCAGUUUAGUGGCCGAUGGCUACUCUUCACCAAGGGACUGUUUGAAGCCCAUAAAUCAGACUGCAAUAACUGCCCUCUUAUGACUAGCGCCUGAGAACUAUUCAUAUCGAGAGCCCCAUACAUGAAUGUUACUGCACAGCUGCUGAAGAGAGACGCUGUUUACAUGGAUGUUCUUGGAUUUUUAUAGUGAAGUUUAGGAUAAAAGCUGCAUGGAGGGAAGGUUUUGCCCACAGUACCUGCAGCCCUGGUUAUUGUGAAAUAUGUGCAAUGUGUACAGAAGAUAUUUAAGAGAGACUUGACCGCUUUUAUACCGAGCUUUUACACAGACUCGAUGUUGUACUUGAUCUGCAUGUAGUCGUGUUCCCCAGGCAUUACUACACUUGACUUCACUGGUGCUUUAUUAUUGUUCUUCUUUUUUUUUUUUUUUUUAUGAACGCUGUGAAUGUUUAACAUGUAACUCACUUUAAUUUAUAAUGCCUGUAAAGCAGGAUCUGACGGACAGUGUUAACCCAUUGUACCUUGUCAUUGCACAGUGAUCUGUGAGAUAACUGCCUCUAUGUGUCACCAAAAUGCAAAGCAGUGGCGCUCCAAUGUGAAAAGCACCACCGUACAAUGGAAAGGGAAAUUAUUAAAACCACUUACCGUAUGGGGGUUGUGUAGCCACAUGCGCAACAUAUAUAUUGUAUAUUAGCAGAGGGGUUCAGUCCGCAGCCUUCCUGCAUGUGAAUAGAGCAAUCGGGGAAACUUCAGUCGAGGGACGGGGAUCAGGAAUUUAAACAGUGCCGACCAGGAAUAGGA